Molecule: messenger RNA, 1470 nt
Organism: Diaporthe citri
Lineage: Eukaryota; Fungi; Ascomycota; Sordariomycetes; Diaporthales; Diaporthaceae
Exons: 1
Coding region: 1-1470 (489 amino acids)
Biological process (GO): aromatic amino acid biosynthetic process
Molecular function (GO): 3-deoxy-7-phosphoheptulonate synthase activity
Source: RefSeq, a predicted model, not a curated record
AUGGCGUCUCAAAACGGCACAGGAACCGGCAGCAAUGACUGGGCGCCGGACUCGUGGCGGUCAAAGCCCAUCAAGCAGUGCCCCGAGUACCCGGACCCGAAGCCGCUGGCCAAGGCCACGGCGGAGCUGAACCGCAUGCCGCCGCUGGUGACGCCCAUCGAGAUCCUCAAGCUCAAGUCGCACCUCGCGGACGUCGCCCGCGGGGAGGCCUUCCUGCUGCAGGGCGGCGACUGCGCCGAGCUGUUCGACUACUGCAACCAGUCCGCCAUAGAGUCCAAGAUCAAGCUGCUGCUGCAGAUGAGCCUGGUGCUGAUCUGGGGCGCCAACAAGCGCGUCGUGCGCAUCGGCCGCAUGGCGGGCCAGUACGCGAAGCCGCGCUCCAGCCCCACGGAGAACGUCGGCGGGCGGCAGGUGCCGUGCUUCAGGGGGGACAUCCUGAACGGCUUCGACCUCGACGAGCGCGAGCUGGACCCGGGCCGCCUGGUGAAGGCCUACCACCACUCCGCCGCCACGCUCAACUACGUGCGCGCCGCCCUGGCCGCGGGCAUCGCCGACCUGCACCGCCCGCUGGACUGGGAGCUGGGCCACGUGCGCGAGCCCGAGCUCAAGGCCAAGUAUAGCCGCGCCGUCAACUUCCUGACCAACAUGAUGAGCUUCAUGGAGACGGUCGGCGCGUCCGGGUCCAGCGGCCACCUCGACACCGUCGACCUCUUCACGAGCCACGAGGGCCUGGUCCUCGAGUACGAGCAGCCGCUGACGAGGCCCUUCUCCUCCUCGGCCAUCCACGGCACCCGCAGCAAGGCGCCCGCGGCGAGCAGCUCGGGCGCAAACGGCGAGCAACAGCAGCAACAGCAUCAGCCGGAGACCCAGUACUUCGACACGUCGGCGCACUUCCUCUGGAUCGGCGACCGCACGCGGCAGAUCGAGGGCGGGCACGUCGAGUUCUUCCGGGGGAUAGCGAACCCGAUCGGCGUCAAGGUCGGCCCCUCCACGCCAACAGCAGACCUCCUCGAGCUCCUGCGCGCGCUGAACCCCUCCCGCGAGCCGGGCAAGGUGACGCUGAUAACACGCUACGGCGCCUCGCGCGUGCGCUCGCUGCUUCCCGCGCACAUCCGCGCCGUCGAGGACUCCGAGUACUCACGCUGCGUGGUCUGGCAGUGCGACCCGAUGCACGGCAACACGCGGAGCACGGCCGCCGGCGUAAAGACCAGGCGCUUCGGCGACAUCUUCAGCGAGCUGCAGGAGACGCUGCGCAUCCACAAGGAGGAGGGCAGCUACCUGGGGGGAGUCCACCUCGAGCUCACCGGCGACGCCGUCACCGAGUGCAUGGGCGGCAGCGUCGGCCUGGACGAGGACGACCUGUCCGCCAACUACACGAGCUUCUGCGACCCGAGGCUGAACGAGAAGCAGGCGCUGGAGCUGGCCUUCCUGAUUGCGGAUCACUACCGGAAUGAGAGGCAGGUUGCUUGA